GUUAGAAGUUACAUUAGCUUAGUGCUUUUAGUCUUUCAUAUAUCUCAGUACACUUCCUACAUACGCUGUCCAUUCAUUCUCAUUUUGUGGCUGUUAUCAUACAUGUUUCGCUCGUGACCACAACAUGGAUAAAUACAAUAAAAUUAAAUCCCGUGUAAACAGCUAAGCAGUUUAAGCUGAGCUUCAUGCAAAACUAAAGCUCACUAACAAUAUUAUUAAAAUCCAAGUUGUCUUCUGACGUUAAUAUUUUUGUUGUUGUUGUGUAUAAUUUGAUAAAAUGUGGAAACUAAAUCCUAUUGUGCGACCACAACAUGGGUUUCUUCAAUCGAUAUUAACAAAAGAAGUGCAAGCAAACAAGUGACUAGUUUUAAACCGAAAAUACGAAGUAUGAGGACUAGUAAAUAAAUUUUAUCAGGAAAAAAAUAGAACAAAACAAAUGUAAUUAUGGCAUCGAAAAAACUAGGGUUGAAAAAAACGGAAGACACUGAUGAAAUAAAAAAGACAACGAUGGCGCAAAGAAGGUGGAGAUUAUUAGCGCGAGCAUUAACUCACUCGUCAGAGCAAUUAAAUCCAGCUGAAGAAGAAAUCUCAGUCCGUCGUUUCACCUCAUUCGGAUUGGUUAAUCCAACGUUAUUAGAAAAUGCACCAGUAGAUCCAGAGUCAUCCUGGUAUGAGUACAGUUGUGUAAUUGAAAACGAACUGUUCAUUGCUCAAGUACGACGAAUCAACAAGACCUUCACAGCAAAUGAGCUUAUUGGUUUUAAUAACACCGGUAACGUGUGUGUAUGGCCGUCUGAAGAGUGUUUGGCUUAUUAUUUAUUGAACAAUCAAAAUAUUUGCCGGGAUAAAAUUGUAUUAGAGUUGGGAGGUGGUAUGAGUUGUCUUGCGGGUGUGUUUGUUGCCAAAUAUUGUGGACCCGCUGGUGUAACACUUACUGACGGCAACGUCACUAGUGUAGACAACGUAAGGUGUAUAGUUGCCAGAAACAACAUGGAAGACUUUGUAAAAUGCGGUGUGGUGCAGUGGGCCAGGGCAGCUGCUUUACUUAGACAAUCUGCCAACGGCAAUCGAGUUCAGACAACAUGGUGUUUGGAAAGUGGCGACGAUUCACGUAGAACAGAGGGCCUUUACGAUGUGAUACUCAGCGCAGAUUGUUUAUUUUUCGAUGACGUGCGACUUGAUCUUAUUGAAACAAUUUACGGUUGGCUUGCAGACGAUGGAAUUGCACUGAUGAUGGCACCUAAGCGCGGUACGACAUUCCAGAAAUUCGCUGAAGCGGCAGUCAAACGCGGAUUCUUAGCUAGACAGAUGGAAUUGUACGAUAGUCAAGUAUGGUCAAGACAUCUUGAGCUAUUACAGCAUAAUCAUGAAUACUCAGCCGAUCUUCAUUAUCCUAUUUUGCUCGAGCUUACUAAACAAAGAAAUCCAUCCGCAAGUUGAGAAUUUUUUUGGCGACUAUUUGUUACACAGAAAGAAAAAUUUCUUGACUGGAGAACAAAAUUCUUGGCUCAAG
This is a messenger RNA of Cotesia glomerata, 1513 nucleotides long. RefSeq names its product calmodulin-lysine N-methyltransferase. The record is from RefSeq and is a predicted model, not a curated record. Lineage: Eukaryota; Metazoa; Arthropoda; Insecta; Hymenoptera; Braconidae. Gene Ontology annotation, molecular function: calmodulin-lysine N-methyltransferase activity. The transcript is spliced from 2 exons. Gene Ontology annotation, cellular component: cytoplasm. The coding region runs from base 445 to 1440 and encodes 331 amino acids.